AUGAUAAAAUACACAGUACGGAGGCUCCCAAAGCCAUCUAGAAUAAGGCCCCCAAGUUAUGUACUCCGACCACUCAUAGCUCCGCCUAGGCAACCUGCUCCCUUUUCCCCCCGAUACACAAGCUUCAAGGUCCAGCUGAGAGACUAUCAAGAAGAGUGCAUCCAGUCUGUCUUGCAAUCCCUCAAAGAUGGACACAAGAGACUGGGAAUAUCGUUAGCUACGGGCAGUGGAAAAACGGUGAUUUUUACUCAGUUGAUCGAGAGAAUCCAACCGAGGCGAGGCCGCGCUACGCAGACUCUGAUCCUCGCGCACCGGCGUGAGCUUGUGGAGCAAGCAGCGCGACACUGCACAAAUUCCUACCCCAACAGCUCUGUGGAGAUUGAGAUGGGCUCCAUCCAUGCCUCCGGCACCGCGGACAUCACUAUAGCCAGCCUGCAGAGCAUCACCUCGGGUGACCGGCUGAGCAAGUUUGCGCCGGAGGGCUUCAAGCUCGUACUCGUAGAUGAGGCCCAUCACAUCGUCGCACCGGGCUACAUGCGCGUGCUCCGCCACUUCGGGCUCGAUAUCAAGCGCGCCGACUCCCCAGCACUGGUUGGUGUGUCCGCCACCUUUUCCCGAUUCGAUGGGCUCAAGCUAGGGGCUGCCAUAGACCAGAUCGUCUAUCACAAGGACUACGUCGAUAUGAUCGGCGAUAAGUGGCUGUCGGACGUUGUCUUCACGACAGUGGAGUCAACGGCCGACAUAUCCAGGGUCAAAAACGGCGCCAACGGCGACUUCCAGCAAGGGGACCUAUCCCGUGUGGUCAACACGGAUCAGAUCAACGACAUCACCGUCAGGAGCUGGUUGGCCAGGGCAUCGGACCGGAAGUCGACCCUUGUGUUCUGUGUUGAUCUUGCACACGUUGCCGGGCUGACCCAAACGUUUCGGAAGCAUGGCUACGAUGCCAGGUUCGUAACCGGUGACACACCCAAAGUAGAGAGAAGCCAUAUGCUCGAGGCGUUCAGGAAGGGAGAGUUCCCCGUGCUCGUGAACUGUGGUGUGUUCACUGAGGGCACCGACAUCCCCAACAUCGACUGCGUGGUCCUCGCGCGGCCGACACGAUCCAGAAAUCUGCUGGUCCAAAUGAUCGGGAGAGGAAUGAGACUGCACGAGGGAAAGCGCGACUGUCACGUAAUCGACAUGGUGUCAAGUCUGGAGACCGGCAUAGUGACCACACCUACACUGUUCGGCCUCGACCCAGGGGAGGUCGUCAACAAGGCGUCAUCGGCAGAUCUGAACGACAUCAAGGACCGGAAGCAGGCGGAGCAGCUCAGGCAGCAGCAUGCUUAUUCCGACGCCCGGGACCCUCAACCUACUGCCGUUACAUCAGUCACUUUCACGGACUACAACUCCGUAUUCGACCUCAUCGAGGACACCUCGGGUGAAAAGCACAUCCGGGCCAUCAGCCAGUACGCCUGGGUCCAAGUUGGCGCCGACAGAUAUGUGCUUUGCGCCCCGAGCGGAUCGUUCAUCCGCCUCUCCAAGCUCGAAUCCGACGCCGCCUCCAAAACCGAACAGCAACCUCCCCUUUGGCUUGCCGUCGAAGUUCGCGCCCUACCCGCCGGCGUCGCCAAGUCCCCCUACGCCGCACCCCGGGAGCUCCUCAAAGCGACAACCUUCGCCGACGCCGUCCACGGCAGCGAUAAGUAUGCCUCCGAGACGUUCCCGCACGUCUUCAUCCACCGGUACCAGCGUUGGCGCAAGGGGCCACCCACGCCCGGCCAGAUCGAGUUUCUCAACAAGCUGCGCCCCAAGGAGGAGCCCCUGACGGCCGACGACAUCGACAAAGGGAAAGCCACGGAUAUGAUCACCAAGAUCAAGCACGGGGCCAAGGGCAGGUUCGCGGGCAUCAUGACGGAGAAGCGUAAGGUUCAGCGGCAGCAUCACAAGAUUUCCCAGCAUGAGGCGCGAGCACGGCACGAGAAGGUGUCUGUCGGCCCAGUUGAUUCGUGA
Molecule: messenger RNA, 1992 nt
Organism: Colletotrichum higginsianum IMI 349063
Lineage: Eukaryota; Fungi; Ascomycota; Sordariomycetes; Glomerellales; Glomerellaceae
Product: DEAD/DEAH box helicase
Exons: 2
Coding region: 1-1992 (663 amino acids)
Molecular function (GO): DNA binding; ATP binding; hydrolase activity
Source: RefSeq, a predicted model, not a curated record